Messenger RNA from Plectropomus leopardus (leopard coralgrouper), 994 nucleotides. Lineage: Eukaryota; Metazoa; Chordata; Actinopteri; Perciformes; Serranidae. The record is from RefSeq and is a predicted model, not a curated record.
CUGGUGACGCGAGGCUGCGAAGCUCUGGAGGUCACCCCCCUGCGUGACGGAGUCGGGCAGCCUGGCUUCCUCAUGAACGAGGAAGGCUUUGUGACGGAGCUGCAGCGGUUCUGUUACGCAGAGAGCGGAGGCCUGCAGCUGUGGGCUCGAGUGGUGCGGCUGUGCGGACACUCGCUGGUUCACCUGAGCCCUGAGGAGAGGACCAGGCUGCUCCGCACUGCGCACAAGAUCCACAUCACUGUCAUUCCUCCGGACGAAAACGGCAAGCCUCGCAGAAGUUUCUCCGAGCUGUACCAGAAAGCCAUCAAGGAUGUGGAGUGUAAGCCCGGCGAGGAUCAGUCUGGAGAGGCCUGGGUGCUGGACGAGAGGGAAGAAGAAGAAGAGCAGGCUGAGGAGGACGAGGCGGUUGGGGUUAAUGAAGCGGACAUAACAGAGGUGCAGGUGGAGGCCGAAGAGGGCGAAGGGCAGUCGAGUGAUAAAGGGCAAAGUGAGAGAAGUCACGACUCGCUCCUCACACCGCCCAGCUUACCUUUGUUACGAGCCACUUCUCUGCAGGACCAGCCGGCCAAUCAGAGCCAGGACGGCAGCGGCUCGCAGCUCACACGCAGCUGCUCCUUGGAGAGACAGCCGUCCUACAGGGACACGUGCGAUGGGCACGUUUACGACAACGUGGGGCUGAAGGGGGACCGCCACAUCUAUGAGAAUGUCGGCGAGCUGAGAGACGCCACACCUGAUCUGAUCCUGGCUGUCAAACCCAAGGUUCCCCUUGAGGACGAACAGUUCACGGGCGCCGAAUUUGGCGAUGACAAAGCUUCGGUGAGUGACUCGUCUUCCAGAUUAGACCGAGCUGAAAGAAAUUCUCGAGCACUGAGUCUCCAUAACUCCAUCACCAAGAUUCUCUCAGAGACGACAGAUUCGACUGAGGAGGAGUGGCAGUCCAUCGCUGACCUGGCCACCGCCUGCCGCAGCAUCCUGGAGGCUUUGUCACGAGAAG